Molecule: messenger RNA, 855 nt
Organism: Paraphaeosphaeria sporulosa
Lineage: Eukaryota; Fungi; Ascomycota; Dothideomycetes; Pleosporales; Didymosphaeriaceae
Product: Thg1-domain-containing protein
Exons: 1
Coding region: 1-855 (284 amino acids)
Biological process (GO): tRNA modification
Molecular function (GO): magnesium ion binding; tRNA guanylyltransferase activity
Source: RefSeq, a predicted model, not a curated record
AUGCCCGAACCCGAGUCAACAACACCGCAAGCGACGGCCAAUCCUGUGGCGGCCGCCACCCAGCAGCUGCACCCCACGCUUGCCGACCGUAUGAAGAAGUACGAAGCUUCUUUCGACUUCACACUUCCUCUUGCAGCAUCCACCAUCCUGCGACUCGACGGCCAUACAUUCUCGCGCUUCACGGCGAACUUCCACAAGCCAUUCGACCAGCGCAUCCAUAACGCGAUGAUAGCCACAUGCGUCGACCUCCUUAAAUACUUUAACCAAGCGACAGUAGCAUACACGCAGUCCGACGAGAUAACGCUGGUCUUUCCUUCAGGCGUGCAGACUUUCAAUGAGCGCGUGCAGAAGCUGAGCAGCCUCGCAGCGAGCUACUGCUCUGUGAGAUUCAACGCGCAUCUCGCUGCAUACCUGGCUGCGCAGCCCGAACCGAAGGUCAAGGACGCUGCUUACGGUGCGCUGGGAACUGCGCACUUCGACGCGCGGUUCUUCACUGUGCCGUCGGUGGAGGAGGCGCUGAACUGCUUGCUUUGGCGGUGCCGCGGGGAUGCGAUGAGGAAUUCGGUCAAUGCGUUUGCUAGGUCGCUCUAUGACGACCGGCAGCUGCAUAAGAAGACUGUUGUUGAGGUGCUAAAUAUGUUGCGCAACGAGAAGGGCGUCGAGUAUGAGGAUGCAGUGCCACGCUGGGCAAUUGAGGGAAGUCUGGUAAAGUGGGAGCAGUUUGAGCACGAAGGUGUCAACUUAAAGACGGGUGAGAAGGUGAUUGCGAUGCGGACAAGGACAAAAGUGAAGGACCGAGGUGUCAGAGAGUUUUCCGAGGGAAAUCUUAAGUUGGUGACGCAUAAGUUUUGGUAG